Messenger RNA from Mytilus trossulus (common blue mussel), 1706 nucleotides. RefSeq lists its product as uncharacterized. Bases 12 to 1706 code for a protein of 564 amino acids. Lineage: Eukaryota; Metazoa; Mollusca; Bivalvia; Mytilida; Mytilidae. The record is from RefSeq and is a predicted model, not a curated record. The transcript has a single exon. Gene Ontology annotation, molecular function: zinc ion binding.
ACGCACUUACUAUGGCUUUGUCUAAAUCUAUCUGGAAAGGACAGACUCCAAUCAAUUGUCAGCUGUGUGAAACUGAGAAAGUUAUUCAAUGGAAAUGUAUCCAAUGCAGUCUAUUGAUGUGCAAUUACUGCUGUGAUAAAAUACAUCCAAAGUUCAGAAAUGCAAAGGAACAUAAAAUCAUCAAUAUAAAGGACCUAGCAGCUCACCAAGAAGAACUGGAUUUUACCAACAUAAAAUGUAAGGCUCAUUCUGGACAAUCUAGCUGUCUUUUUUGCAGAGCUUGCGACAUUCUUGUUUGCCCAACAUGUGUGUCCAAAGUUCAUAAGAAACAUGACUUGAUUGAAAUUUCAGAAGCUUAUAAGAUAAAAAUGGACAAACUGAAGGAAGGUCAAAGUGAAAUACAAAAGGAUAAAAAAAAUGUUGUUAUGAAAAAAGAUAUUUUAGAUAAACUUAUAGUUGAUAAAACUUUAAAGCAUUCAAAAGUGAAGCAAGAUAUUCUUACCCAUGGGAAAGUUUUACACAAAGCAGUUGACCAGCACAUUGACAAGCUUGUAACUGACUUGGAUCAGUCUAAGAAGGAUAUUCUACAAUCCAUUGAACAGGAUCUCGAUACCAUCAACAGCUCCAUAAAUGAAUUAGACUACAAAAAUGGUGAAAUGGAAGAUUUCAUAAAUACUACCGACACUACAAAGUACUUUCAAGAAAUGAAAAGGAUUGAAAAAUCCAUUGAAGCGCAAACUCCAAUUACAAAAGAAGAAUACCAAUCUAUUCCAAUAUUUAAUCCAGGGGUGAUCACUCAGUCCAAUGUUGGAGGUUUACUAAGUGAUCAGAAACCCACUGCUGAAUUGGAUGUAGCCAUAGUAAUAAAUGAAACACAUCAAACAAACCUCUCAGCUGUAGGAUAUAUGUGUACUGAUCCUGAUACAACAUUGUGGAUAGGAAGUGUGAUGGAUAAUGUAAUACAGAAAGUAAACCCAGGAGAAAAUAAACUGAACAUACUAUCCAACUUUAAUAUGAAGGUUCAUGAUAUGGCUGUUACUCAAUCAAAUAAUCUACUUAUAUCUACAGGGCAAUCAAGACUGAAACAAAUCAGUAAUAGUACAGGUACAUUAACAGACUCGGGAUAUAAUAUGUCAUCAUUCCUUGCUACAGCAGUCCAUAUCACCAGUGACAAUAAAGUUAUAGUAGCAGGUGUUAAUAGUGACUACCCUGAACGUAGAAGAGGAGUGGUAAUAUGCAUGAAUCAGAAAGGAGACCAUGAGAGAGUGUAUGAACAUGAUCAACAUAAACAACCUUUAUUCAUCUUUCCAGGGAGAAUAACCAGUACCAGUAAUGGAAAUAUUCAUGUGGUGGAUAAAGUAAGUGAUGUCAGGGGUAGAGUAGUAGUGUUAGGACAGGGUGGUGAUAUCAUCAAUAUCUAUACAGGAGACAAAGAGAUCAACAAGGACAGAUCAUUCUUUCCAACAGGCAUAGUGACAACACCUAGAGACAAUGUUAUAAUACCUGAUCCAUGUACUCAUACGCUUCAUAUCCUGAACAAUGCUGGUCUGCUGAUGACAAGUUAUAAAACAAGUGACAUAAACAUAAUGUUACCACUUUCUCUUGCAUUCUCUCCAAGAGGAAAACUCUACAUAGGAUGUGGCAGACAAGCAGGCAGACCAACCAAGGAGGCCAAGAUAUAUCAAGUGACCAUAUCAGGAUGUUAA